AUCGAGGAGGCUAUCGCUGCUACACAGAGCAAAGCGAAUACGAUCCCCGCUACGAUGAGGAAGAGGGUCAAGAAGAAGCGAUUCUGCUUUCUAGUGGCACCGCAGCCCAAGCAAGAGACAAUAAUGAUGACUAUACCGGCAGCAACAGCGACCCACAACCACCAGUUACGAACUAGUGUGCGGAAAUCGGAUGCCAGUACGAGUGACGCAACCACGAUGACGAGGGCGCCAACAAGAAAGAGUACGACCAUCACGAA
Molecule: messenger RNA, 257 nt
Organism: Perkinsus marinus ATCC 50983
Lineage: Eukaryota; Perkinsozoa; Perkinsida; Perkinsidae
Exons: 1
Source: RefSeq, a predicted model, not a curated record